AUGGAGAGAUCUUUGAAAGGCCUUGUCGAUAGAGAUAUUAUUGGUUCUAAUACUAUUUUGUGUGUGCUUGUUUGUAACACAAAGGCAUCAUCUAAGAACAACAUCACAGUCAUUAUCCUUUUGGGGUUCCAUAACACGGACAGGUUUAAUGUAUUCCUCUUCAUCGUGCUGCUUAUCAUCUACUCUGUAACAAUAUGUGGAAACUCCUUGAUCAUUAAACUGGUGUCCAUCAGCAAGAACCUUCACUCUCCCAUGUACUUCUUCCUCACUCAGCUCUCCGUAGCGGACAUCUUGCUGACCACAGAUAUUUCCUCUUUCAUGCUAAAUACUGUACUACAUCAAGGGGCCUCCAUAUCUUUUCCUGGAUGUAUCACUCAGCUUUAUUUUUUCAUUUUUAUCGAGGGAUUUGAAUGUUUUAUUCUGACGAUGAUGUCCUACGACCGCUACCUAGCCAUUUGUUCUCCUCUGCAUUAUGUCACCAUUAUGAACCAAAUGCUUUGCAUUAAAUUGGUUGUUGCCUCUUGGCUCUUAGGCUGUUUGGUUGCACUGAUUCUGAUACAUGGAAUAACUCAACUAUAUUUCUGCAGUUCAAAUAUUAUUGACCAUUUUUUUUGUGACUAUUACCCUUUGAUGGAUCUUUCUUGCUCAGAUGUGUCUAUGCGUCUGAUAGAAGCCAUCUUGAUGUGCGUUCUCGCAAUUAUCUUACCGUUUGUCAUAAUAGUAAUUUCAUAUGUGUAUAUUGUUUUAACCAUAUUAAAGAUAUCCACCAAUUCUGGAAGAAGAAAAUCCUUCUCAACUUGUAGCUCCCACCUGACAGUGGUGUCCAUAUUUUAUGGGACUCUAAUUGCCACGUACAUAAUUCCAAAGGAAGGACAGAUGAAAAUCUUCAGUAAGACACUGUCAUUGCUAUACACUGUGCUUACUCCCUUACUAAAUCCUUUCAUAUACAGUUUGAGAAAUGAAGACAUUAAGAAAGCUUUGAGAAAAGUCACAUAUAACUGAAAUGCUUCCUAUUUAAAACCUUGUAUGAAACAUUAAUGUAGCACUACCCCCGAAGAAGCUGCUGGUUUAGAUUUGGGCCUGACGUUACCUUACUGUUACAUAUGCUCGUUUCAGGGGUUGUCUUUGAAGAGUUGUCCAUAAGAAUGUACACACCAACACAAAGUCUCUUUCAAGGGUUUUAUUAACAAAGUUCUCCAACAGAGGGGUAGAGGGACAGGGAAAGACUCAGGCACUUUCGCUUUGCGGAUCACGGGUACCACUUAGAUCCAGAGGAUUAACUCAGCUCCACACUGGAUUGUAGCAACCACCAGA
This is a messenger RNA of Rana temporaria (common frog), 1314 nucleotides long. RefSeq names its product olfactory receptor 10A7-like. The coding region runs from base 1 to 1002 and encodes 333 amino acids. The record is from RefSeq and is a predicted model, not a curated record. Gene Ontology annotation, biological process: G protein-coupled receptor signaling pathway. The transcript has 2 exons. Gene Ontology annotation, molecular function: olfactory receptor activity; G protein-coupled receptor activity. Gene Ontology annotation, cellular component: membrane. NCBI's taxonomy places the organism in Eukaryota, Metazoa, Chordata, Amphibia, Anura, Ranidae.